ACAUUUCUUUGAACAUAUAGCCAUUUCUUUGAAGGGUUUAUUUAUUAAUUUUCUAAAUAUGAUUGGGUUAGAGGACGUUUACAAGGUGGUUGCAGCCACCGUGCCACUCUAUGUGGCUUUACUUUUAGGGUAUGGUUCAGUGAGGUGGUGGCACAUUUUUACACAUGAACAAUGUGACGCCAUUAACCGGUUUGUAUGUUUCUUCACCCUCCCUCUUUUUACUUUCGAGUUCACUGCCCACAUUGACCCAUUCAACAUGAACUAUCGCUUCAUUGGUGCGGACGUCAUCUCAAAAGUUAUUAUUGUGACCGUGCUUGCGUUUUGGGCAAGGUUUAGUAGUAAAGGAAGUUGUUCAUGGUCCAUAACAUGUUACUCUUUGUCCACUUUGACCAAUUCUCUUGUUGUGGGUGUGCCCUUGGUUAGGGCUAUGUAUGGUCAAGAAUUUGUGAACCUUGUUGUACAAGGGUCAGUGAUCCAAGCCAUUGUUUGGCUCACUGCUCUCCUCUUUGUGUUGGAAUGUAGAAGAUCAGUAAUGAAUGUUUGCUCUGUCAAUGCUACUGAAUUCAAGGAUUUGGAAGGAAACUUGAAGUCGGACGUUGAGCAAGCGGUGGUCGCUAAAUCAUCGUUAGUGUCACUAAUGAAAGUUGUUCUUUUGAAACUCGCCAUGAAUCCUAAUUCGUAUUCUUGUGUCAUUGGCAUCGUUUGGGCAACUAUAUCAAAUAGGUUUAACUGGCCAAUGCCGGAUAUGAUUGAAGGAUCAGUAUUGAUAAUGUCUAAGGCUGGGACAGGCACUGCAAUGUUUAGCAUGGGUUUAUUCAUGGCAAAACAGGAGAAACUGAUUGCAUGUGGAACAAGUCUGACGAUGCUUGCCAUUGUUCUCAAGUUUUUUGCCGGACCAGCAACUAUGGCUAUCAGUUGCAUCGCCGUUGGUUUGCAUGGGGAUGUAUUACGUGUUGCCAUUAUUCAGUCUGCUAUACCUCAGUCUAUCACCUCAUUCAUAUACGCUAAAGAAUAUGGAUUGCAUCCAGAUGUUCUGAGUACUGCGGUUGUCAUUGGUAUGAUUGUCACUCUUCCUAUUAUGGUUGGAUUCUAUGCUGUCUUGGAAUUUUUGCACUAAUUCCUUCCCAUACAAGUACAAGUGAUCUAGCACUAUGAAUUAUAAACCACACCAAUGUCCAACUUAAGUCUCAUUUUCAAGUCAAUUUUAUAAUGUUCUUUGUAACAGUUGAUAAUUAACACGAAGAUAAUUGAUUUUGUCUUUAAACUAGUAUUAUAACUACGCUCCGUGACGGGAUACAUAGCCUUUAUCCGGAAUUAUUGUUGAAAUAUGCAUUGUAUAUUUUAAAGGCAAAUUGGAUUUAAAUAA
Molecule: messenger RNA, 1366 nt
Organism: Helianthus annuus (common sunflower)
Lineage: Eukaryota; Viridiplantae; Streptophyta; Magnoliopsida; Asterales; Asteraceae
Product: auxin efflux carrier component 5
Exons: 5
Coding region: 59-1117 (352 amino acids)
Biological process (GO): auxin polar transport; auxin export across the plasma membrane
Cellular component (GO): plasma membrane; endoplasmic reticulum
Molecular function (GO): auxin efflux transmembrane transporter activity
Source: RefSeq, a predicted model, not a curated record